AUGACUAUGGUUUCAGAUAGCCUGUGGGGAAUAAUCAAAUCAGACGACAUGAGCAAUGAAAUUACCGAGACGGUACAGUCCGUGUAUGAUAAAUUGUCAGAGCCUGAAAAGAAGAUAGAAGCCACAUUUGGUUCUCAUGAUGAAGGGUCUGUCCGAAAUGAAGCUAGUAUCAUGAAUGCAAAGCCUUGUGCUGUGGGUGAUGACUUUCCUGGUGAUGAGUCUAAUGAACCCUCAGGUUUCCUUCUGCCAAUAAAUCAUCAAAACAAUGGUAAGAUACUUGAGGAUUCAUCACCAUCGAUGUCUAGCGAAAGGCCUGUAGAAGUGGGAAAUGGACGUCCCAACCAUUCAGAGAAUUCCCUCGGGGUACAUGAUGUUGAUAUGAGCAUUCUAACUGGCUUUUCUGUGGAGAGAGAGUUGAAUCAACCAUGCGAUGAUAGCGACGAGGAUCCUGACGUGCCUCCUGGUUUUGGUUGA
Molecule: messenger RNA, 474 nt
Organism: Linum trigynum
Lineage: Eukaryota; Viridiplantae; Streptophyta; Magnoliopsida; Malpighiales; Linaceae
Source: the annotation of a GenBank genome assembly